CGCUCGACCGUCCGAGUCCGACCCUCUUACUAUAAAAAGGGAUAUUUCUAGGGUUUGGGGUUUCUCUCCGACAGCAGCGCACGUUCUUUCGCCAAGCUUAAGCUUCAGAGGCGAAAAUGCCGUCGCACAAGACAUUCAAGAUCAAGAAGAAGCUGGCGAAGAAAAUGAGGCAGAAUAGGCCCAUCCCUCAUUGGAUCCGCAUGAGGACGGACAACACCAUCAGGUACAACGCGAAGCGCAGGCACUGGCGUCGUACGAAGCUAGGAUUUUGAAUUCCUUCUAGGUUUUCCCUUCUUUCCAAUGAUUGGAGUUUUUUUGUUAGUCUUUUAAAGGAUUGUUCGAUAAGAUGAUAUUUCUUAGUUUUGGUAUAUUGAAGUAGAGACUUCUCCUAAUGUGGGUCCUAAGGAUUGAGUGUUGUUUGGCAUUUUUAAGUGUUUGGAUGGUUGAAAUUUAAUAUAAUUGGGCAUUUCUUCUUUA
Messenger RNA from Magnolia sinica, 477 nucleotides. Its product is annotated as large ribosomal subunit protein eL39. Gene Ontology annotation, biological process: translation. The transcript is spliced from 3 exons. The record is from RefSeq and is a predicted model, not a curated record. Gene Ontology annotation, cellular component: cytosolic large ribosomal subunit; ribosome. Gene Ontology annotation, molecular function: structural constituent of ribosome. Lineage: Eukaryota; Viridiplantae; Streptophyta; Magnoliopsida; Magnoliales; Magnoliaceae. The coding region runs from base 117 to 272 and encodes 51 amino acids.